Helianthus annuus (common sunflower) is the source of this 765-nucleotide messenger RNA. RefSeq lists its product as uncharacterized. NCBI's taxonomy places the organism in Eukaryota, Viridiplantae, Streptophyta, Magnoliopsida, Asterales, Asteraceae. The transcript has 4 exons. Bases 98 to 610 code for a protein of 170 amino acids. The record is from RefSeq and is a predicted model, not a curated record.
UCAAGUCAAAAGAAAUGUCAACUCUUCUGGUCAAUGAACAUCCACCAAUCACCCAAACCCCUUCGUAGUUCGUUCUCUUCUUCAUCUCAAUUCUCGCAUGGCGGACGAUAGCGAAACCCCAAAAGUCAAAGAUUCACCGUCAGUUUCACAAUCUUACCUGGAAGUAAAUUGCACAAGUUCAAGCAAGAUCAGACGGUUUUCAGCCGGUACGGAGGCCGGAUUCGCGUUGCAUUUGAUCAACAAAAAGCUCGAUGAUGGAUUGCCGGUAGCUUCGUAUAUUGAAGCAGUUAAAGAAGGUGAAGAACCGGUCAGUUUUGGGCGUAAUUCUGUUCUUGUGUGUUACGGUCAUGGCUGGAAGCUGCAGACGGUUACUGAACCAGAAGGUGCAAGAGCUAGGGGAAGAAUCAGGAGAACUAUAAACCAUGAAUCGUCUCCACUGUUCUCUGAUGAGUUGCAUUCAACAAAAAGCUUAUUACCGUCGGUGAUCGGUGUCCACUACAUUGCAAAAGUGUUGCUGGCUUUUGUCUUGCUUUUUGUGUUCGGGGCGGUUUUCACAUUAGCUCUUGAGAAUCUUCCGAGGUUGCUUAUCUUUAUCAACCCUUCCGUUUAAGUACAUCAAUCAUCAGUGUAUAUUAUUACUCCCAACUCAUUUCUGUUACCAAACUUGUUUAAUUCUACACAUUUCUGUCUCCAAAACUAUUGGAAUUAUCAAUAUUUAUGAUUUAUUCGACACAAUGAAAGUAUGGAUUAGCAGUUGAAAUUCAA